Messenger RNA from Clupea harengus (Atlantic herring), 1951 nucleotides. It is a transcript of the gene sting1, whose product is annotated as stimulator of interferon response cGAMP interactor 1. Lineage: Eukaryota; Metazoa; Chordata; Actinopteri; Clupeiformes; Clupeidae. Gene Ontology annotation, cellular component: autophagosome; endoplasmic reticulum membrane. Gene Ontology annotation, biological process: defense response to virus; activation of innate immune response; innate immune response. Gene Ontology annotation, molecular function: cyclic-di-GMP binding; 2',3'-cyclic GMP-AMP binding. The record is from RefSeq and is a predicted model, not a curated record.
CCAUAAGAUACAUGACAGAAAGUGAUGUGAAAGAAUAUUUGCAAGGCAAAUGAUUUGUCUGACGGUUGGUUAUAUGUCGAGCCAUGAACACCGUUGAACUUUCACCACUUCCUGGAAGGGAACCAGACGCAUGGGCGCAAACCAAAGUGAAAGUGUGAGAGGAGAGAGCAGACAGAGUUACCCUGGGGAAACAGAGGCAAAGACUGGCAUGUAACGCAUGUGUGUGUGUGUGUGUGUGUGUGUGCAUUGAGUCUCCUCCAAAAUCAAAAGAGGUGGUAUUGGCUCACAGUUUAUUCCCCUUUAUGCAGCUCUAAAAGGGACUGUGUGUGUGUGUGUGUGUGUGUGUGCUAGAAAGCUCAGACACAGAGCUGAGAGUAUUAUUUUGCUUUGUCGCUUCACUGAAGAAGGAUGCAGCCUGAAGCCCACAGACACAAGAUGAUGCCAGUGAGUGUGUGUGAGUCAGUGGUUCCGAGACCUCGCGGGCCGUUGCCACGGGUGUGUGGUCUGGUGAUCACUGGUGUGUAUGUUCUGCUGGCGUGGGGGUUUGUGUCUGACGUCACAAGGCUCGUCCAGGCUGCUGAGCCGGUUCUCUAUGGCCUGUGUGUUGGGGUCGUCCUGCAUGGAGUGUGUCUGUUAGCUGAGGAGGCCACAUCGCAUUUCACACAACGGCACAGCAACAGUGUGAUUAGUUUGCUGAAGGCGUGUGUGUGUUGGAGAGCGCAGGCUGCGGCGUGUGUUCUGGCUCUGCUGUGUGUGUUCCGAGGAAGUGCUCUCAGCUGGGAGGAGAUGGGCAGGGUUCCGCUUAUAGCCAUCUGCUAUGUACUGCUCAAGACAUUUGAUGUGCUGGCUCCAAGUGAAGUGGAGAUCUCUGAGAUCUGUGAGUCAAGGCAGAUGAACGUGGCCCAUGGGUUGGCCUGGUCUUUCUACCAGGGCUACCUGAAGUUGGUACUGCCACUGCUGGAGGCUGGUGUGGAGCAGUAUAACCAGAAGAGGCACAACCUUCCAGCAGAGGGCGCUCUAACAGACCCGUGGUCGUCUCGCCUGCACAUCCUGUUGCCCCUCAGUGCUUCGGUCUGUGCGCACCCCGAGGACGAUGACCCCCGCGUCAGUUUCCAUGACCACCUGCCCCCGAUGGAGAUGGACCGCGCUGGGGUGCGGAAGAGAGUGUUUAAGAACAGUGUGUACAGCAUAAGGGAUGCAAAGGGACAGGUUCACUACUGCAUCCUAGAGUACGCCACCCCUCUGCUGACCCUGUACCAGAUGUCACAGGAGAGUAGUGUGGCUUUUGGCCUCCCUGAGCGGCGCCAGCAGGUCCUGCUCUUCUACAGAGCCCUGCGGAACAUUCUAGAAAGAUCCCUGGAGUGCCGCAACCGCUGCCGACUCAUCCUGCUGGAUGAUGCACGUGCUGGUGAACCGCACUUCCUGUCCUCGCAAAUCCUGAAGGACCUGCAGCAGCAGGACAGGGAGGAGUUUCCAAUGGCCCUCCCACCCGUGGACACACCCACUCCCAGAGAGGACAAGGGGACUACGGCAACCAAUGGAACCAAUGGAACAGUGGCACAGCUGCAUGACAAUAAGCCAAUGAGCAGCAUCGAACUGAUGAUCAGCGACUCGCCACACACACUGCGGUCCGUGCCAGAGGAGAAUUCAGAAUGUAUCACAGAAUGAGCUGCUCUCUCUCUGCCCCCCCCUCUUGUUUUCUUCCUCUUUUGCCCACUGUGCUAAGUGCUUAGUCCAGCUACAUCUAUUUCCUGUGUCACUCUCUAUAUCUAGAAAUAAACAUCAGGGGAAACGGAAUCUCACAAUAGUACAAAACACAGAAUGUUACUGAUGGAUGUAUCAAUGUUACUGAAGGAUGUAACAAUGUUACUGAAUGAUGUACUAAUGUUACUGAAUGAUGUACUAAUGUAUUUCAAGCAAAUGCUGAAAUAAAAGAAGGGUCUCAAUGAAA